Molecule: messenger RNA, 1872 nt
Organism: Cinclus cinclus
Lineage: Eukaryota; Metazoa; Chordata; Aves; Passeriformes; Cinclidae
Gene: NT5DC2
Product: 5'-nucleotidase domain containing 2
Exons: 14
Coding region: 74-1759 (561 amino acids)
Molecular function (GO): 5'-nucleotidase activity
Source: RefSeq, a predicted model, not a curated record
CGCUGGCCGGGCAGCGGAGCGGAGCAGCCCCGGUCGUGCGCGGUGCCCCGAGGCUGCGGCGUCCGGCGGGGCCAUGGCGGUGGUGGGCUCGGCGGCUCUGCGGAGGGGCAGCGGCGUGGCCCCCUGGCUCCUCUCCGUGGCCGUGUCCUGCCAGAGCUGUCGGCACAAAGCCACCGGGGACGGCGGGCACGGGCAGCCCCGGGAGCAGCACCCGGCGGCCCCCGGCAGAGUCGGCGGCCAGCCCGUCCCGGCUGAGGGCGCCGACACCAAGACCUACCUGUGGGCCAGGUACCACGAGAUGAAAAAGCUGGUCUACGAUCUCCUUCCACCAGGAGUCUGCAAUCUCCUCAACCCCGCUGCCAUCUAUGCUAACAAUGAGAUCAGCCUGGGAGAUGUGGAGAUCUAUGGCUUUGACUACGAUUACACCUUAGCACAGUAUUCUAAUUUACUACACUCCAUGAUUUUCAACACUGCCAGAGACAUCCUAAUAGAACAAUUUAAGUAUCCAGAAGGGCUUGGGAAGUAUGACUACAUUCCAGGGUUUGCCAUACGUGGACUUCACUAUGAUGUACAAAAGAGUCUUCUCAUGAAGAUCGAUGCUUUCCAUUAUGUCCAGCUGGGGACUGCAUAUAGAGGGCUCAAACCGGUGCCUGAUGAAGAGGUGAUUGAACUCUAUGGUGGCACACAGCACAUCCCCCUGUACCAGAUGAGUGACUUCUAUGGCAAGGGUCCAUCUCUUAAGCAGUUUAUGGACAUUUUUUCCCUUCCUGAAAUGACACUGCUCUCUUCAGUCAUCGAUUACUUCAUCACUCAUGGCAUUGAGUUUGACCAGGUGCAUCUCUACAAGGACAUAUCUGAUGCAAUUAGAGAUGUUCAUGUGAAAGGAGUGAUGUACAAAUGGAUUGAAAAAGAUAUGGAACAGUAUAUUCUACAUGGGGAUGAAAUCUAUGCUGUGCUAAACCGCCUGGUGAACCACAAGAAGAAACUGUUCCUCAUCACAAACAGUCCCUUUAGCUUUGUGGACAAAGGAAUGAAACACAUGGUUGGCAAGAACUGGCGGGACUUAUUCGACAUGGUCAUUGUGCAAGCAGACAAGCCCAACUUCUUCACUGACCGGCGGAAACCUUUUCGAAAACUGGAUGAUAAAGGCUCACUUCAGUGGGACAAAAUAAACCAGCUGGAGAAGGGAAAGAUCUACAAAGAGGGCAACCUCUUUGAUUUCCUGAGGCUGACGGGCUGGCGUGGAUCCAAAGUGCUCUACUUUGGUGACCAUCUGUACAGUGACCUUGCGGACCUCAUGCUGCGUCAUGGCUGGAGGACUGGAGCCAUCGUUCCUGAACUGGAGACAGAGAUCCGGAUCAUAAACACGGAGCAGUACAUGCACUCCCUGACCUGGCAGCAGGCUCUGACAGGGCUGCUGGAGAGAAUGCAGAUGUAUCAGGAUGCAGAGUCAAAGCAAGUAUUGCUGGAGUGGAUGAAGGAACGGCAGGAGAUCAGGUCUCUGACAAAGAACCUGUUCAACCCCCAGUUUGGAAGCAUCUUCCGCACCUUCCACAACCCCACGUACUUCUCCCGCCGGCUGGUGCGGUUCUCUGAUAUCUACAUGGCUUCCAUCAGCUGCCUGCUCAACUACGACGUGAAUUUCACUUUCUACCCCCGGCGCACCCCUCUGCAGCACGAGGCUCCGCUCUGGAUGGAUCAGCUCUGCACAGGCUGCAUGAAAACCCCCUUCCUGGAGGAGAUGGUGCACAUCCGGUGAAGGGCAGGUACUGCAGGCAGCAGCAGCACAGCCGGGGCUGGAGUGGGGCCGGGCUGCACAGCCGGCAGCACCUCUGUCUACCACUAAAGGGCGUUCGACACUUGCGUAUGUGU